GGCGGGGCUUCGGGUCAGCUGACCGAGGCUGUGCAGACAGAACCCAGAAGCCGGGACCGGCGGCUGAUGUUGAGGCGCAGCCAUGGUCUGGAAGAAACUGGGCUCCGGCAAUUUCUCCGACUGCCCCAAUGGCUCCCGCCAGUGGAUAUGGGACGUGUUUGGCGAAUGUGCCCAGGACGGCUGGGACGAGGCCAGCGUGGGCCUGGGCUUGAUCUCCAUUGUCUGUUUUGCAGCAUCCACCUUCCCCCAGUACAUCAAGGCCUGCAGGACAGGCAACAUGGACCAGGCGCUGUCUCUGUGGUUCCUUUUGGGCUGGAUCGGAGGAGACUCCUGCAACCUCAUUGGCUCCUUCCUCGCUGACCAGCUGCCCCUGCAGAGCUACACGGCGGCGUACUACGUGCUGGCCGACCUGCUGAUGCUGGCCCUCUACUUUCACUACAAGUUUAAGAAGCGCCCCUCUCUGCGGUCUACCCCCAUCAAUUCCGUGCUGCUCUUCAUCCUGGGGGUGCUGUGUGCCUUCCCGCUGCUGAGGACCGCUGGCCCGGUGGCUGCCCCGAGGGAGGUCUUCCGGGGCCGCACGCUCCUGUCAGUGGAGCCGGGCAGUAAGCCCUUCACUCGGCAGGAGAUCAUCGGCUUCGCCAUCGGCUCCGUCUCCAGUGCGCUCUACCUGCUGUCCCGGCUGCCUCAGAUCCGCACCAACUUCCUGAGGAAGUCAACGCAGGGCGUCUCCUACUCGCUGUUCGCCCUGGUGAUGCUGGGGAACACGCUGUACGGGCUGAGCGUGCUGCUCAAAAACCCCGCGGCGGGCCAGAGCGAGGGCAGCUACCUGCUGCACCACCUGCCCUGGCUCGUGGGCAGCCUGGGCGUGCUGUUGCUCGACACCGUCAUCUCCAUACAGUUCCUGGCGUACAGGGACGCGGCCACCUCCUCGGAGCGUCAGCCCCUCCUCCCCAGUUGACCCGGACCCAGGCCAAGCCCGGGACUGCGGGGCCCUCCAGAUGCCGCUCCCAGGAAGGGUCAAGUGUGGGCAGACACGGUGCUGCUGACUCUGGACUGGCCGUGGAGGUGCCCGGGGGCGCCUUGAGGGCCUGGCCCAGCCGCCGCCCCCACCUCGGAAACCUCCUGGCCGACUCUUCCAGGAACCCUGACUGGCUGACUCUUCAGGGAGCGGGGAGCGAGAGGGGUGCAGGGGCCAGCCCCCCCCCCCCCCGAGUCUGAGGCUGCUGUCCUUGGGAGCCUCGAGGGAGAGGCUGCAGCGGAGACCUCGGCCCCCCCGAAGGCAGUGGGCGCCCCUCGACCCACCUCCCUCCAUCUGCCCGCACACCCCCUGGAGCGGGGUGCACCUGCAGCCGGGUGUCCCCAGCGCUGUCCCGUUGACUGCAGACAGCCCAGUAAACGGUACCUCCCAGCGAGGCCUCUUUCUGUUGCUCCUUCCCCGAGGUGCUGUGGUCUGGGCUGCUCUGGGCAACAGCGGGGCACGGGGAUCUGGGCCCCAGCUUCCGGGUCCCAGGUUGGGGCCUGGAGGUCGGGAUAUGGCAGAGCCGAGCAGGAGCAGACUGCCCAGCCUCCGGGGGGCCUCGGGUUUUCUUACCGGCUUCUCUGUAACAGACCCCACACCUGGGGGUGAGGAGGCAGCAGCGAGAAUGACAGGGUCCCGGCCCCUCAGUGCUCAGGAAGAAGCAGGAUAGUUAAAGGUUCAGAUCUUAGUUCUGCCUCUUUGCUUCUCUGUGCCUCAGUUACCUCAUCUGUGAAAUGGGAUGUAUGUUAUAAGAUGGUGCAAUUAGCUGAGGUUAGCCCCGAAGUCUGGCAUGUGGUAAGUGCGCCAUAAAGGUUCGCUUUGAUAAUUUUCAGUUGGAGGAGAGGCACUUCCAGAUCUCCCCGCAGAUCAGGGAGACCUUCCUGGAGGAGGUGACAUGCAGAAGGCUGGGCAGGAGAUAACUGGGGAGAAGUGGGGGGUGUGGCAGGCAGGAGGAAGGAGGUGCAAGAGCAGUGGGAAGGGAGGAGAAGAGGGCAGGGCUCAGCCCUGAGUUCCAGUCCUGGGCCGCAACCUCACUUCGUCUCCCUGACCCUGUUCUGAGUCCACUUGUUGGCCAUGACCCUGUGCGUGCCUGAGGGGCUGGUCAGGGAGAGAAGCUGUGGCUCAGGCUUUCUGAAUCUCCUCUACCUGCCCCGGGGACGGCGGGGAGCUCGGCAGUGGGGUCUGCAGCCCGGUCUGGUGCCGCGUGGAUGGGCCGAGUGCAGCCUCCACCAGCCCAGGCUGCGCUGGGCGCCGGGAGGGGGGUGACCCCAGCUCCGGUCCUUGUCCUUGUGGAGGGAAGCUGGCUGCCGGGCCCUGGGGGUAAGGGCUUUGACCAGAAGGUACAAAGUGCCAUCAGAAUGAGGAGACUCCCCAGGGAAGGCCUCACGGAGGAGGGGCCCGGGAGCUGAAUCCUGAAGGCGGAGGGACGUCAGGAAGGGGCAAGGGUGUGUGCACGGGCCUGAGCUGGGGUCGCUGCAAAGCCAGGCUGAGUGUAGACAGGGUCGUGGGGCCGGGGCCAGGGCGCACAGCAGGUCAGGGGAGAGAAGGCAGGAAUUGGGGUCCGGCAGACCAGGGAGAGCCUCCUCUGAGGCACAAGUGGGCAGUGAGGCCAAGUCGGGCCAGUGUCCCCCGGGCCCGUCCUGGGUCAUGCCUGCGGAGUGCCGUGUGUACCCCCACACGGGGCUGAUGUUUGUUGAGCGCUUGCCGUGUGCUGGGCUGGUCGGUGCAGUUGGGAUGGCCAGUAGACAGAUGGAAGACAGGCUCUGAGGGAUUAAGCGGCUUGCUCGAGGUCGAGCAGCUUUUCAAACCCCAUUCCGUCCCUCCGCUGCAGGGACCGUCCCCCACCUGGCCGGGACUGGGGCUCUCGGGGUCCAGAGAUCGGGGCCGCGCGCCGCCCAGCUUCCCCUCGCUCCCAGGGGCGGCCCAACCCCGCGGGGCUCAGGCUCCCUUCCCACUUCCUCGAGCCGCCGGCCCCGUCCCAGGCGAAGGUGCGCCCGGGCCCCAGCUGGCUCGGGCCUGGGCCUGGUUCAGGUGCCCUCUGCCAGGCAGUGGCUGGCUCCACGCAGGGCCGUGACCUCGCUUGACGCCAGUUACCGGGGGCUCCCUCAUACGGCAGCGAGAGCCCCAAGGGCCGGCGCAAGUCAGAGCUGCGGGGAGGAGAUGGGGCAGCGCAGCCCUGCCCUUCGGAAGCCCUCACGGGGGCGACCUCAUCCCUUCCCGCGGGCAGCACCGGGUCGUCCGUGGGGUGCCGGCUCUUGCUUUCCAGCACUGCCCAGUGGGCUGCUUCCUCCUCAGGAAGCCCCCGGUCUGAUGGCUGGGGCCCGGGCCCGGGCAGUGCCCUGUCUGAUGGAGGAGGAGGAGGAGGAGUGCUCGCGCCCCAGCGCCCGGCACUGGGCGGCAUUAGCUUCUCCAGGGCCCGGGCCUCCCCAGCUGACGGAUCCGCUCAUUCCACCCCACUGAUGGGGCCUCAUGGAGGGGAGAGGUGCUCCAGGGGACCCCCUUCCUCCCCGGGGCGCAGGCCUCUUAUCUCGCUGCAGGCGGGGGGUGGCCCGAAGGGAUGAGCCCCACUUUACACCCAUCCUUCCGCCUGACUUUGCGCAGGCUCAGUGGAGGUCUGCAUCUAGGUUUCAGGCCCAGGCUCAGCCAAGAAAGGGGCACCGCCCUGGUCACUUGUCAGUUGUCCUUGUCCGGGAGGGAUUCUCCCUCUGGACACUCAUGGGGAGCAGGAGGCUGGGCCAGUCACCCCUAAAGAGCCCUCCCUUGGCGGUUCAUAUUUUAACUAUUGAAUGAGAUGCCGGGUGCGCAAACGCCUCACACAGCGCCUGGUCCCAGUGUCCCCCCCCACCCCGAAUCCUGGGGGGGCAGGAAAAGCUGGCUGGCGGGCAGGUGGCAAUCUCCUACAAAGCAGAAGGAAGGGCCCAGCGUUCCCGUCCUCAGCAUGUGGCCCCAGGCCCUCCCAGCCCGGGAUUAUUCAGCAAGCGUGAGACUUCUUAAGCCACAGCUUGGACAUGGCCUUUAGUCCCCAAAGCUGAGAAAGGGGAUCAGCCCACAGCUCACUCCCCUCCCCUCUUUACUUCUUCUGCUGUUGGACUUGGCUUUCACUGUUGCUGAAUGGAGGGACCGCAGAGGCUGCUGGGUAGACAGCCACGUGCUGAGACCUAACUACCUGCCCCAACUUGCACACCCUAACCUGAUCAGGUUAGUGUUAGCCCCGUGGUGGGGAGUGGGGAUCGCCUGCUGCUGCAGCUGACUCCAUUCACUUGAAAACUAUUGAUCAGUCCCCCAGCCCUGUGACAGCCCUGAGGACACAGCCACCCCCUGGGAUCUCUGUGCCCGGCACAUAGAAGUGCUCCGUAAAGAUUAUUUUUAUUCAUCAGCACUUCCCCACCCCCACCGCAGCAUGGGCAGACUUCUGUCCUGCUCACCCAGUACACAGUAGGUGCUCAGUAGACGUUUGAGUGAGUGAAUGCCCGAAACAACGUCCCUCAAGGAGCCCUCAAUCUGGUGAAGGAGACCGGCGUGUCACUCACACACAACUACUGAAUUUGUACACUCAACAUGGGGGAAAUGUAUGGUGUAUGAGAUCUAGCUCAAUAAAACUAUUUGGAAAAAGAUCAAAUCAGAGAUUUUAAGUUCGCAUGGGAAGUUAUGGGUAUAAGAAUAUAUUGCAUCUUGCAACAUUUCUACUAAUUUAUAGUCCUUACAAAAUGACCCAAAUGCCUAAUAUGCGUAAGACUGAAGGAUUCUGUUCACUGGACCGGUUCAAAGAUCUGUAUGUAUGUGACAAUAGUCUGUUCAUUCUCGGAAGCAUUAAUUGAGCAUUUACACUGAAAAAUUGCCCAAGAAUGGGGCGCCUGGCUGGCUCAGUCGGUGGAGCGUGUGACUCAAUCUUGGGGUCGUGAUUUCAAGCCCCACAUUGGGUGUAGAGAUUACUUAAAUAGAAACUUUAGGGAUGGGGCGUCUGGGUGGCUCAGUCGGUUAAGCGUUUGCCUUCGGCUUAGGUCACGAUCCCAGGAUCAUGGGAUGGAGCCCUGAGAGACAUGUGUUGGGCUCCCUAGUUAGCAAGGAGCUCGCUUCUUCCUCUUCUGUUGCUCGCGCUCUCUCUCUCAAAUAAAAUCUUUUUUAAAAAGUUGCAUAAAAAAGGUAGAGAACAGUGGUAGGAGUGUGUGUCUAUGAAGUAAUAUUUUUUUUAAAGAUUUAUUUGAGAGAGAGAAAUAGAGCACUCGUGUGGGGGGAGGGGCAGAGGGAGAGGGACAAGCAGAAGGACAAGCAGACUCCGUUGCUGAGCGCAGAGUCUGAUGCAGGGCUCAAUCUCACAACCUCGAGAUCAUGACCCGAGCCGAAAUCAAGUCGGGACGCUUCACCAACUGAGCCACCCAGGCGCCCCUAAAGUAAUAUUUUGAAAGACAGAAAAUAAUUUAAGAAUGGAAAGUUAAAACAUUAAAAAUAUUUGUACAUUUCUAUAUAUUUUAGAAACUUAAUUUCUUUAUGAGUUUAUAUAAAAUAGUUAGUAUUCUGAACUUCAUUUUUUAAAAAAGUGGAGUGUUGGUGAGGCGAAUUAUAACCGAAGUUUUUGUGAAACAAAAAUAGCACCAGCUCGUUUUAAAGAAAUUACAUUUAAUAGAUCAUCUGCUUCCUAAGGGCAGAAGAGAGAAUUGCAAACUCAGUGACAAAGCCCUCAGUCCAAAUAUUUGCAGUGAAGCUGGUAGGUUCUGGUUGAAGUAACAACCUGACAAGGUAUGAUUAAGUAAUCUGGUUUUCCUUCUGAAGAUUUUACAAAUUUUAGUUAUACUGAGAAAAUGAUGACGCAGUUUUACUUCUAUGAUAGGUAAUUUUUAACAUUUAUUUAACUUACUGUUUGGAAUGAGGGAUCGGUUCUUUUUAAAAAAUUGGAAGCUUUUGGGCACCUGGUCGGGGGGUGCUCAGUCGGUGAAGCGGCCGACUCUUGGUUUCAGCUCAGAUCAUGAUCUCGAGGUCGUGGGAUCGAGCCCCCCGCGUUGGGCUCCUGGCUCAGCGUGGACUCUAGUCCUUUCUCCCCGGCUCGUGCUCUCUCUUAAAUAAAUAAAAUCUUAACAUUUUGAAGUAUUUGCUCUAAAGUUUCAUCACCAAGAGAACAGGAGGAAAAGAUGCUCUUCUGGAAUUCUAAACCGGGCAGGAGG
Molecule: messenger RNA, 6177 nt
Organism: Mirounga angustirostris (Northern elephant seal)
Lineage: Eukaryota; Metazoa; Chordata; Mammalia; Carnivora; Phocidae
Gene: SLC66A1
Product: solute carrier family 66 member 1
Exons: 8
Coding region: 83-958 (291 amino acids)
Cellular component (GO): lysosomal membrane
Molecular function (GO): L-lysine transmembrane transporter activity
Source: RefSeq, a predicted model, not a curated record